Urocitellus parryii (Arctic ground squirrel) is the source of this 1338-nucleotide messenger RNA. Lineage: Eukaryota; Metazoa; Chordata; Mammalia; Rodentia; Sciuridae. The record is from RefSeq and is a predicted model, not a curated record.
UCGCCGCGCUGAACUGCAGCUAUGGAGCAGGCACCGCCGGACCCCGAGAGGCAGCUCAAGCCUGCGACCCUGGAGCCGCUGGGUCGUCCCGACGCUGGGCUGGAGGCUGUGGCCGGUGAGGAAGCCGAAAGGGCCCGGGAAGAAGGCUCUGAAGCUGACACGAUGACAGAAAAUAAUUUUGGAUUAAAGAAGAUAGAAAUCAGUGUUUCAGAGGCUGAAAAGCGAACUGGAAGAAAUGCCAUGAACAUGCAAGAAACAUAUACUGCUUACCUCAUUGAAACAAGGUCAGUUGAACAUGCUGAUGGUCAGAGUGUCCUAACAGACUCACUGUGGAGGAGAUAUAGUGAGUUUGAGUUGUUGAGAAACUACCUUUUAGUUUACUAUCCACAUAUUGUUGUGCCACCUCUACCAGAAAAACGGGCAGAAUUUGUUUGGCAUAAACUCUCUGCUGACAACAUGGAUCCGGAUUUUGUGGAAAGACGACGGAUUGGUUUAGAAAACUUUCUCUUAAGAGUUGCUUCACAUCCUAUCCUUUGUAGAGACAAAAUCUUCUAUUUGUUUUUAACACAGGUUUAUGUGGUUAUUGCAGGAUCUAUCCAGUGGUAUGCAUCUUCUAUUGAUGAUAUUUUGGAAGAUGAAGAACAUUAUGCAGAUCAGUUAAAGGAGUACCUUUUUUAUGCAGAAGCACUACGGUAUGCAUCUUCUAUUGAUGAUAUUUUGGAAGAUGAAGAACAUUAUGCAGAUCAGUUAAAGGAGUACCUUUUUUAUGCAGAAGCACUACGGGCUGUGUGCAGGAAACAUGAACUUAUGCAGUAUGACCUGGAGAUGGCUGCCCAGGAUCUAGCUUCCAAGAAGCAGCAGUGUGAAGAACUUGCAACUGGGACYGUGAGGACAUUCUCUUUGAAGGGAAUGACUACCAAGCUCUUUGGUCAAGAAACUCCAGAGCAAAGAGAAGCCAGAAUCAAGGUGUUAGAAGAACAAAUAAAUGAAGGAGAACAACAGCUAAAGUCUAAAAAUUUGGAAGGCAGAGAAUUUGUGAAAAAUGCGUGGACUGAUAUUGAACGAUUCAAAGAACAAAAGAACCGUGACCUAAAGGAGGCCCUCAUAAGUUAUGCUGUCAUGCAGAUCAGCAUGUGUAAAAAGGGAAUUCAAGUUUGGACCAAUGCUAAGGAAUGCUUUAGCAAGAUGUAAUCCUAUGAAAUGACUUUUUCUUCAAUCAAAGUGCCCCAAAACAAAGCACAAGUAAAUAAAAGAAAUUUAAGUUGCUACCCUGUAUACUUAAAAAUAUACAAUAAGUUGAAUCAGUUCAGCUUUAUUUUAACUGAUUAUAGUUGUGUU